Molecule: messenger RNA, 2466 nt
Organism: Tuber aestivum (summer truffle)
Lineage: Eukaryota; Fungi; Ascomycota; Pezizomycetes; Pezizales; Tuberaceae
Source: the annotation of a GenBank genome assembly
AUGCCAUCUUUACGGUUACUUCGGGAGUCCUCCCCACUUCGUACAAUUUCCUAUAGCCAAAUCCUAUCAAAGUCCCUCGACAGCUUACAAACUUUACCUACCACCCACACUGGUAGUGCAAAGAAACCGAUGCCAAAAGGCUCUACCAAGCGGCCUCUAAAACCAUCCAGUAGCGACAACCAGCCCCGCCGAAACGCCGUUGCACUCGCGCAGAGAUUCUUGGUGACCUCUUUCGCCCUGGCUCUCCUUACGAUCUGUCUUUGGAAGUUUUCCAAUAUCCGGCCAUUGAGCAAAUGGGAGCAACGGCUCUUCAAUACGCUAUCAAUUUUGCUCACUGGUAUCGCCAGUUUGGGUCUCGGAUCACUCUCAGGGCACCUAGGCUCCAUGCUCAGAUGGCCCCUACUUUCCCGAACGGUGUAUCAAAUGAAAGAUGUGUGGUAGCUUACCUCUCGGUAAAGGCCUUUGUUAAUUAUCGGUAUAGGUAGACUUAAUACUGGGCAUGUCACAGCCAACCGGUUCAUUACAACUAAUCAAAAGGCACAUUCGAGAUAGGAGAAUCUCGCGGACCACCUUUAUUGUCACCACAUACCUCAUGGCAAAUCUGAUUGGGAGAUCGAGUGUGGCUGUUUUCGGUUUAGCUUACAACAUGACGGAUAAAACAGGGAUUGAGGACCCAAUCCUUGCCACAAAUUGGACAUCAGCUUUAUGGACUAAUCAGAUUUACUCCAAGGAGACUGCAUAUCCGAUGAAAGAUAAAUACGGGAGCGCACACGGCAAGGAUACCUCCCUCUCAGACCCGAUGCUGUGGCAAUGAACUGUGACUAAGAUCUCUGGUUAGAUUUCAUGAAUUCGGUGUGGAAUGGAAUACAAAGGUACGCCAGGGGCCCUGAGCGGCCUGAGGUCCAGAACUCUAGCUUUACCCAUAGUGACUUGGAGUCGGAUCUCCGAGUGUCAAACGCUACUCUGAAACUAGGUGCAAACACAACUACUUACUCGUACGAAUUAAUGGAUUUCAAGGGGGGACAUCCUAUACCCUCAAAUCGCACCGUUUAUUCAACUGUUAGCUGUAGCAUAAUCGAAGUUCACGAGGGCCUAUAUUGGCGCUGGAGCAAUGGUAAUAGAACAGGACCAUUUGGUAUGCAGGACUUUUGUUACCCUUCAAUAACCAAUCUCCAAAGCGUCAAUGAAGCUGAAUCGGGAUUUUGCAAAUUAGAUUGGGGUGAGGAGAGUGUUGCAAUCGUAACCGAGACCUUAUUAUGGGGGUUAAACGCCACAAAAGGGACCCAUCGAGCAUUGUGGAGGAAUCACACAAUGUCAUUCCCAGUCAUGGCGAAUGGAAGUCAUGUUUCUCCUCGGAUUUGUCAGUAUUAUUUGCCCAUUUCCAUAUAAGGUCUCCUAGAAUUAAUACCAUGAUUUCUCCAGAUAUAAAGUGCCCGCACUCAGAAUUUUCUUGGGAAUGUUGGCCGACCCUAACCGAAACUGUUCGUGCCAAUGAAUCCCACGAAAUUCAACCUCUUAAAGCGAUCUUUCACCCAACAGGCUUGUAUCGGCUGUUGACAUUGGGCCUUGGUGCUUCCGGGGGCAGCGGCCGUUUGGUCUAUUUGAAAGACUCACACUUAUCUGCCUUCAUGAGGCCUGCCCCCGAGAAUCGGAUAAGCCAAAUUUGCAGCGAAUUCUCCGGACCCCGGUACCAGAACAAAACAAUCCCGGCUGGCUACCACUUUUGGAUAGCUGGCCAAGCAGCUCGGCUACCGAUCCUCGCCAUAAUGAACGCAAAUUUCAAGCUACCUCGGCUUGCAAGAGGCCCAACCCCUAAUCAGAUCAGUGGCACCGCAUACGUACACACGACCCUGGAUGUAGACUGGCUUCGAGUUGUCGUCGUAGUAGCCAGUAUUACAGGCGGCCAAAUCCUAGCGAUCCUAGCUGUCCUCUACUAUUGCAAUGGUGUCUACACCAGAGACGAUAGUUACCUAGCGACUGCGGAGCUCUUGAAGACAGUUAUAAACAGAUUUGAUGGUGGGAAAUUGAUGACAGGCGAGGAAUUGGCAACAUCUCUUGAUAAUGUCUUGGGAGUAUCAGUUAGCUAUGGGACCAGGAUGGGUCAGGACGGUGGCCCGCCGGAGGUGGAUCUGGCUUAUGGCUUGGAUGCCAACUUUCCUCCAUUCCCCCAGAAAAAACAAGCCUCAAGGAACAAUUGUUAAAAGAUCCCAGAGUGGCAGUUGUGGGUUCAUUGGAUUUGGUGGAGUCGCGGGUGGCACGGGUUCGGCUUGUUGUGUAGAUAAGGUUAUUUGCACCGUUUGAGGGGAAUUUUGCACGUUUGUUUGGACAGCAAACUUUUCACUAGAAAUGGUAGGGGGGAAAAAGGAUAAUAUUUUUUUAAGAAGAAAAAUAAGGCCGAGUUACUUGAAUUGCUUGUAUUAAGUUUAGUAUUCCUCCAUUUGAUACCAGUUCUGAUUGUCGAGUGAA